AUGGCGAAGGGCCGUCGUAAGCGCCAAGCUUACAAUGAUAAAACAUACCCUGGUAAAAGAUGGCCGGACGGCGUAUACUACACCCUCGACAACAGUUUAACUGAGGACAUUAUUCUUGUGUAUAAGGAUCGUGGAUGUUGGGCAGAGCUAGGCAGGCACGGAGGAUGGCAGCUAAUUUCGCUCGGCGACAGCUGUGAAACG
Messenger RNA from Ostertagia ostertagi, 201 nucleotides. The record is from the annotation of a GenBank genome assembly. Lineage: Eukaryota; Metazoa; Nematoda; Chromadorea; Rhabditida; Trichostrongylidae.